AUGGAACUCUUGAAUGAAGAAAACUCUAGGGAGGCACGGGAGGAGGAACAAGCAGAGAACCUGGAAGUGGUGGAGGCCAUCACGGAAGACGAGGUAAAGAGAGCGCUCAAGAAGAUGAAAAGCGGGAAGGCGGUGGGUCCCGACAACUUGCCCAUAGAAGUCUGGAAGUGCCUGGGGGGAGAAGGAAUAACUUUCCUGUGCGAAACACUCAACAAGAUAUGCGAGGAAGAGGAGAUGCCCGAGUCAUGGCGGCGGAGCACCCUCACCCCUGUCUACAAGAACAAAGGCGACAUUAUGUCAUGUGGAAACUAUCGUGGCAUCAAACUCAUGAGGCACACCAUGAAAUUAUUUGAGCGCACGAUUGAACACAGGCUGAGGAGUCUGGUCAAUAUCAGCAAAGAGCAGUUUAGAUUCAUGGAGGGGAAGUCGACUACGGAUGCCAUUUUUGCCUUGAGACAAGUGCAGGAGAAGUACAGGGACACCCACAAAAAACUGCAUGGCGUGUUCAUUGACCUGGAGAAGGCCUACAACAGAUUACCGUGGGAGGAGCUAUACUGGUGCAUGCGAGAAAAGAACAUCCCAGAAAAGUACGUUAGCAUAGUUAAAGACAUGUACAAAGAGAGUGAGACAAUGGUGAGGUGCGUGUCAGGAACAACAGAGCCUUAUAAGGUGGAGGUGGGGCUGCACCAGGGGUCAACACUGAGCCUGUUCCUGUUUGCUAUCAUCAUGGAUAUCCUCACAGACAACAUCAGGAUAGAAGCUCCAUGGAGCAUGAUGUUCGCGGACGAUGUGGUGAUCUGCUGCGAGGGGAAAACCGAGCUAGAGGAGAACCUAGAGAGGUGGCGCGAUGGACAGGAGAAGAGAGGUAUGAAAGUGUCGAGAGUGAAGAUAGAGUACAUGUGCUUGAACGGAGUCCCCGGAGGAAGCGUACGGAUACAGGACCAACGGUUGCCAGAAGUAAAAGAAUUUAAGUACCUUAGGAGCACGUUGCAAGCGGAUGGAGGAGUGGACGCAGAGAUUAGCAGAAGGAUUCAAUCAGGAUGGAACAACUGGAAGAAGAUGAGCGGUGUGUUGUGUGACAAGAGGAUCCCAACCAGAGUGAAGGGAAAGAUGCACCAGACAGUGAUCCAGCCUGCAAUGCUCUAUAGGUUGGAGACGAGACCUCAAACAAGACGACAUAGAGAUUGGAGGUGGCCGAGAUAA
Penaeus indicus is the source of this 1203-nucleotide messenger RNA. RefSeq lists its product as uncharacterized. Lineage: Eukaryota; Metazoa; Arthropoda; Malacostraca; Decapoda; Penaeidae. The record is from RefSeq and is a predicted model, not a curated record. Bases 1 to 1203 code for a protein of 400 amino acids. The transcript has a single exon.